AUGGUGGACGAGCUCGACGUCGACGACGUGGUCGCGCGCGCGCGCGCGCGCCUCCGCGCCCUGCACGCGGCGCAGCACGCGGUGGUGAAUCACCGCGCCCGCGACGGCGUCGAUCCCGAUCUCGAGCUCAAAGCGUCGCUCGCGCCGUACGUGCGCGAUCUGUUCGCUCGCGAUGGCACGUCCGAGCGCGCGUCGGCGGCGGCGACGCGAAUGGCGUUUUGCGGAUUGGAGACGGCGGGCGAGCUGCGGUUCUGGGAGUACGGCGUCGAGUGGUUGGCCACGGCGGAGCGGCGGUUGGCGCUGUACAGGGUGAAGUGCGGUGGAUUGGACGCGCGGCGAAUGCUGGUGGAGGAUGGGUCGGGAGAGGGGGGUGACGGUUUCGAAUGGGAUUCGGACGGUUCGACGUGGAUGCCGUUCGAACUGGCGACGACGGCGACGGGGCGACGCGUGGCGUUGGAGGUGCGAGACGGCUACGCGAAGGUGCCGAAGGAAGCUUUGGCGGAGUGCUACGCGGAGCGCGUCGAGCGAGAGGUGCGAAGGGACUGCGAGAGGGUGUUUAGAAAACUGCGCGCGUGGGUGUCCGCGGGGGACGCGCCGCGCGCGUUCGAUCCGAGGUGUCGCUCGAACGCUCUGCGGGCGAUACGGACGUGGCAGCCGGCGGUCGAGGACUUGCCCCGCGUCGACGCGCGCGGGGGUGUGAGCCUUGCGAAGCGGCGACGGGCGCGGCGACGAGCGGUGCGCGUGGGUGGCGCGGCGCAGGUGGCGAUCGCCGUCGAGGCCGAUGACGUCGGUGAAGACGCCGAAGUGCAUCGAUCCGGCGAGGAUUUGAAGCGCGCUCUUGCGGCGGCUCAUCCCGCGGCCACGAAGGUGCAGACGCGUCCGUAUCCGCCGUGUAUGCGGGAUCAGUUGAGCGCUUUGCGUCGCGACGCGCACCUGAAGUAUGCAGACAGGUUUCGGCUCAAUCUCUUCCUCAAGGGAAUCGGUUUCGAAGUGGGCGAGACGCUCGAGUUUUGGCGGCGUGGCGUCUUUCCGCGCGGUCGCAUGGCCGCGUAUCAAAAGGAGCACACGUACUCGAUUCGUCACCACUACGGUUUGGAGGGCGCGAUGAAGGAUUACACUCCGCACAACUGCGAGUCUCUGGGUAAGAAAUCGGAAAAUGGGCGCGCGUGUCCCUUCGUUGGCUCCAACGUGGACGAAUUCCGAAGCGCCUCCAGCUCCAAGGAUUGGUUCGGCGAGCUCUCGUUUGACGGUCGCGUAGCGGUUGAGCUUGCUGUGCAAGCGGGCGACGCGCGAUGUGCAUGCGAGCGCGUCUUCGCCGAUUUUCACGGCGGCGUACCCGUCGGUGAGGACUUCCUAUUCCCAGUCGACUACUACGAUGCUUCGCUCGAGAUUGAGGAGCUGUAUCGCGAGCGAAAGAGCGCGUUGGCGAAGGCGCCGUCGAACGCCGAAAACGCCGCCGAAUCCGGCGACGACGACCAAGCCGAGGACGAUGUCCUCCCCAAAAACUUCAAACUCGACGUCGACGAAUUUUCUUCGGACGAUGACGACAAGUAG
Ostreococcus tauri is the source of this 1554-nucleotide messenger RNA. RefSeq names its product DNA primase large subunit, eukaryotic/archaeal. Gene Ontology annotation, biological process: DNA replication, synthesis of primer. The coding region runs from base 1 to 1554 and encodes 517 amino acids. Lineage: Eukaryota; Viridiplantae; Chlorophyta; Mamiellophyceae; Mamiellales; Bathycoccaceae. The record is from RefSeq and is a predicted model, not a curated record. Gene Ontology annotation, cellular component: alpha DNA polymerase:primase complex. The transcript has a single exon.